GGCGGCGCGGGGGAGUUGUCACCCGUGCCGGUGGUGGCAGCGCGCGAGGCGGGCGGGCUGGGCGCUCCCUGCCGCCGAGGGCCGCCAUGGCGGGGGCGCUGGGCCGAAAGGCAGUGGACUAUGUGCGCAGCAAGGAGUUCAGGGACUACCUGAUGAGUACGCACUUUUGGGGACCAGUUGCCAACUGGGGACUUCCUGUUGCUGCUAUUAAUGACAUGAAGAAAUCGCCAGAAAUCAUUAGUGGCCGAAUGACAUUUGCACUGUGUUGUUACUCCUUGACUUUCAUGAGAUUUGCCUACAAAGUGCAGCCAAGGAACUGGCUUCUUUUUGCAUGCCACUUGACUAAUGAAGUUGCACAACUUAUUCAAGGAGGACGACUGAUCAAAUACAGGAUGGAGAAAAAGAACUAAACAUCUAACUUGAAAUAAGCCAAGGAAUGUGUUCAACCUGAAUUACAACCAAGGAAGACUUGCCAUCUACAGCUGCUGUGACAAUUACAACGUGGGGAUAAAACAGAAAAACUUACUAUGAAUAUGACCCCACAAAGAAUCCUUCUACUAAUUUUUUUUUAUCUUGCCUUUUAAAAAGUACUAUUCGGCAAUGUAAACCAUUGCAUUUAAAGUCUUGCAGCCUUACAGGUCCAUAAUAACUACCCUUUUAAUAAAGAGUUAGUCAUCCAAAUAACAAGCAAUAUUUGAAAACCAACUUUUUUAUCUAACAGUCUACAAAAGUGGCCCAUGAUGGUUUGACAAAACUUGUUCCUCAAAUCACUAUGAACAGAGGUCAGUGAACAGAACUGUAGGUGGUAUCAUUGUUCUGUGUAUUAACAUACUCUUAAAAGCCAUUUAACUUGGGUGCAUUCAUUCCUGUUCUAUUUUUAACUUAAGCAGUGGCUUGCUAUUCUACAAGAACAAAUGUGUAGAUAGGCAGCCUGGAAGUAACCAGCUAUUCCUCUUCCCUUACUGCAUGCCUUGUCUCAGUAAAGAGACUUCAUUAGCAUACACUUUUAUGUCGCACAUUAUUUAAAGAAGACUUGGAAAAGCAAAAGCAUAGCACUGAAUGAAGGAAGGCGAUGAAGUCUAAUACUCUUCUUUAAGAAGUUCUAAAUGGCUUUUAUUUUUUUCCAACUGUUUGAGUUGCUCUAGAUGUAUGUAAUCCUUAUACAGGCAAAAACUUGUCUGGAGUCUAAGAUCUGAAGGACACAAGGUGCCUUUCAGUAGUUUUUGACUUCAUUGGGAGAGUGUUUUCCUGCAUGACCUGCCUGAAAGUUACGUUGCUGUAAAGAUAGAGAUGACAAAGAAUGUAUGUGAUGGGUUUUAUUUCAGUGCAGUGGUUUUGAACAAUAAACAUGUUGCAAAUGGCAAUAAAUCCCUUCAACAUUUUUGAAAA
Molecule: messenger RNA, 1389 nt
Organism: Falco peregrinus (peregrine falcon)
Lineage: Eukaryota; Metazoa; Chordata; Aves; Falconiformes; Falconidae
Gene: MPC1
Product: mitochondrial pyruvate carrier 1
Exons: 5
Coding region: 87-410 (107 amino acids)
Biological process (GO): pyruvate import into mitochondria
Cellular component (GO): mitochondrial inner membrane
Source: RefSeq, a predicted model, not a curated record